UCUUGUCAGUACAUCCAUAUUCUUUGCAUAGUCCAACGUUUUGCAACUAAAACGAGAGUUUCUAUUGGACAAAUUCAGGUAGGUGCCGCUCCGUUUCUUUCCGUUUGCUUCCGUUUAAGAAACGUUUUGCAACGGAAUCGGCGUAAUAAAGAGGCCCCAGAGAGAGGGAGGGCGUAUACCUUAAUAUAGCUAGACAGUCAUUGGCGCAGAGCACCGACGGCGCACACCGAGAAGGGCGCCAUGCGGAACGGUUGACUUGCACCUACAAGACGUCCGGAAGACUGGACUUAUCGAAAUGUUGGGCUCGAACGCACCGAAUUUCCUAUUAACGUGUAAUAUGAUGUAAACAACUGAAUGCGUAUGAUGAAAUUAUCGGGUGUUAUGUCGUCGGGAGCUGGUUUUCAGUUUCACUCGGUGUUUAUUACUUCCAAACUUAUCAGUAGAAGGACGCGUGUAAAGGAUUGGAUUUGAAGAGCCUAACAUUAGUUAACAUUAGCUAGCUAACGUUACGUCCAACUGCACACAUGGAGACCGCAGCCCAGACGGCUCUGGACUCGGACCGGGAAAGAGAAAGACAGUAUUGUGAACUUUGUGGGAAAAUGGAGAAUCUCCUGAAGUGCGGCCGGUGUCGAAACUCGUUCUACUGCAGCAAGGAACACCAGAAGCAGCACUGGAAAACCCACAAGCUCAUCUGUAAAGAAUCUGAGGCGAAGUCGCAGGUUUCAAACCAGAAGCCUGCUGAACGUCGGGUACCGUCUGGGGAUGGGGGGACAGAGGGACAGAAGCCUGCUGAACGUCGGGUACCGUCUGGGGAUGGGGGGACAGAGGGACAGAAGCCUGCUGAACGUCGGGUACCGUCUGGGGAUGGGGGGACAGAGGGACAGACACUACCGCCACAAAAAGGACAAAAGACCCGCGCUGCAUCUCCGAGUGGAGAGACCAGAAUGAAAGGCUUCAUAACUAACGCAGAGUGCGCGGUGUCCUUGGACGAUCAGCCAGGCGGGUCUAAUAACAAUACCAAACCCAACGGACAAACCACCGCCCGGUCCACGCCUCAGAAACUCGCCAUGGAGUACAUAGUCCCGUGUAUGACUAAGCAUGGGAUCUGUGUAGUUGACAACUUCCUCGGCGGGGAAACGGGGCUGGCCAUCCUGGAGGAUGUCAAGGUGCUGCAUAAAACCGGGAAGUUUACCGACGGUCAGUUGGUCAGUCAGAAAAGUGACUCCACUAAAGACAUUAGGGGGGAUAAGAUCACAUGGAUCGAGGGCCGAGAGGCCGGCUGUGAGAAGAUCCGCUUCCUCAUGAGCCGUAUGGAUGAUCUGGCCAGACAUUGUAAUGGUCAACUGGGAAACUUUACAAUAAAUGGAAGGACCAAAGCGAUGGUUGCGUGUUACCCAGGCAACGGGACCGGAUACGUACGCCACGUGGACAACCCGAACGGAGACGGGCGAUGUGUCACCUGUAUCUACUACCUAAAUAAAGACUGGGACGCCAAGGAGCAUGGUGGUGUUCUGCGUAUCUUCCCAGAGGGUAAAGCUCAGUUCGCCGACAUCGAGCCUAAGUUUGACCGGUUGCUGUUCUUCUGGUCAGACAGACGGAACCCACACGAGGUCCAGCCGGCCCACGCUACUAGGUAUGCCAUCACAGUGUGGUAUUUUGAUGCUGAUGAACGAGCCAGGGCUAAAGAGAAAUAUCUAACAGUGUGCAUUUGAUGUCCGAAUAAACCGGAUGCAACCCGGAUAUAGACGUCCGUGAAUCGACGUAUACGAACGUGAGUAGAUUACCUUGAAAACAACAGUCGGACAUCUUGGAUGCAGUCUCCAGUUCAUAUUACACCUCAGUGAUCUAGACCAUAACCAACACACACGGACAUGCAUGCAUUGCCAAACAAUGCUACUGCCACCUUCUGGUUUGGAGUAUUUUAUCAAGGCUGAGUAACUGAUCACUUAAAGGUCUUUGCUGUGUGAACUUAAUAGAGAUUGACUACCGACUCUGUUCAGAGGUGCCGAAGUACUGUCGUCAGGCAAACGUUUGACAAUCCUACUAGCAUGUCUGAGCUUUUACUCAUUGCAAGCCUGUACUGGGAGUCUGGUUUGCAUCAUGUUAGCUCCACACUCAUGUUGCAUACACAUUAACACACUUGAAUAAUGAGACACUGUAGAAAUGUUUUACUAAUGUUUUUAAUGCACAUGACCGUGGGCAUAUCAGAGAUGUGUAAAUAAUGAAUUUAGACCCGGUGUCUAUUGGAAUCAGGUGUUCAUUUUCUGUAUUGUGUGCUGAUGUCUGGCUACUAAAACGGACAUGCGGCUAUUUGAGACUCUGGGUUUAAUGGAAGUUUUACAGUAAACCACAAGGUUCUAGGAGAAUCAUCUCACUGUCAGUCCUCUACUCUAAGUCUGUGUCUCUGUUUCCAGGAGCAGGAGAGAAAGGAGUGAAGGUUGAACUGAACAAACCAUCAGACCCUAGUGAGAGGGGAUGGGGGGGAGGGCCCACUGCUAGCCAUGA
Molecule: messenger RNA, 2505 nt
Organism: Coregonus clupeaformis (lake whitefish)
Lineage: Eukaryota; Metazoa; Chordata; Actinopteri; Salmoniformes; Salmonidae
Product: egl nine homolog 1-like
Exons: 5
Coding region: 525-1712 (395 amino acids)
Biological process (GO): cellular response to hypoxia; peptidyl-proline hydroxylation to 4-hydroxy-L-proline
Cellular component (GO): cytoplasm; nucleus
Molecular function (GO): L-ascorbic acid binding; ferrous iron binding; peptidyl-proline 4-dioxygenase activity
Source: RefSeq, a predicted model, not a curated record